UUUACCGAGGGAAACUCUGUGAACUUUAGUUACCGAGCUUCAGGUGUGCCAACACCAACAUAAGUCUGGGUUUUUGAUAAUGCUGACCUGCCAUCUGGUAUCAAUCAAUUCAAUCACGAAGGAGAAUCAUUCCUGGAAUUUUCAAGCGUCACAAAAGGGAUUGAGGGGACUUACAAGUGUAAAGCGAAACAUAAAGCAAAUACAACUAGUUCCUCUGCAACACUGCGUGUAUACGGUAAGUGUAAUGAAAAUGACGAUAACGAUAACGACGACGCCGACGAUAACCAUGGCGAUGAGGGUGACGAAUGUGGACCAGGAUUUUAAUCAAUUUCCUUUUUCUUAACGUAGGAAAAGCUUCUGCUCAAGUUGUUCCAGAUCAGUAUCCAGCACUCACAGCGGGAGACAACCUGACAUUGACCUGCAACGUCAACGACGAAACAAUAAAUGUAACUUGGAAAAAAGAUGAAGACUCACCACCCGAAAGAGCAAAGAUUGAUACACGAUUAUGUGACAGAAAGAGUAAACUUGCUAUAACUGAAGUUGUGAAGGAGGAAAGUGGUGUGUAUUCUUGUGAGGCACAUAACAAGCUCGGUUUUGUUGCCCUUUCCUCUUUAAAAAUAAACGUCAAAGGUAAGCUGGUGUUACUGUUGUGUCUUAAAUAACAUGAAACUCUACUGAUUAAAAAGUAUAUUUCUGAGUAGAUUGAAACUAUUUUCCAUUUAAAGACGAAACAACUAUGGGUCACCUGACCAUACGCAUGAAAUUACCUUACCUCGCUCUAUAAAUUUCAGGUAUUUUGCUUUUAAGAACUGAUGUCAAUAACGGGUUAAAGAAUGUGCCAAGCUAUUCCAAAGCUAUUCCAAACAACUUGAAUUUUAUUAGUACUUUUGCUACUGUCGAGAUUUGUCUAAUGGUCAUUUAUCUAUCUUACACAAGUAGCUAAGCAAGUGCCACGAGCUAUGCAAAGUUUCAACACUUUGUGGUAUUACAUUGGUGGAACAGUGGCGGCAGCGAUUGUCAUUUCGCCAAUUGCCUGGUAUUUCUGCAAGCGUCGAAGGACAGGUGACGUCCAUUUUUCUGUGUUAUUUCAGAUUUCUUUGUCUGAAAGUAAAAGAAAGAGAUUUUAUAAGAAUAACUCGCGUUCGGCCAAAAAAAGCCAAUUUUAAAGUGUUUUCACAUGUGUGUAUGGUGUCAUCAUGAUUAUCAUUUCUUUUAUUGCUUACGGUGUUUUGAUAAUAAUUACAAAUUAAGAAAAUAUCACGUCUCUCCUGAUUUGUGCAACUUCGAAGUACGCUGCCUUCACACAGAAAUUUUAUCGGAAUAUUCGAUUUAAUAAAUUAAUGCAAAGUUUUACCUUCUUUAUCUCCUUUAAUUCAUCAUUUGGAAUUGCAGCUAUGGCUCUGUAAGGCAACUAUUAAAUCAUCGAAAAAUAAAAUACGCCAUUACCUUCCUCAUGGGUCAUCAGCUUGCAUGAUGACGAUAACAAAAAUCAUAUCGCAGUGACUUUACAUUUAUCGUGUGUAUGAUGCAUCAUUAACAUUCAUCAAGUGCUGUUAGAAUCGGCUUCAUUAGUUCCUUUGUUCCAUUUUUUUUUUAUCUCUUUAGUAUCUUCCAUCUAUUUUCGGUUUGAUUAAUUCGUAGAUUUAAUACUUUGAAAAAAAGAUUGAACAGCACGAAGCAAACGACGAAGCUAUUGUUGAACUUCAUCCGAUUGACAAAGUGUACUUAAAUAACAAUAAUUACUGAUAUGUUUUGUAAUAAUUUAUGCUCCUGGUUUAGUUAAAAAACAUUAUUUUCUCAAUAUCGGCAAGAGAGAUUAUCUCGCCAAUCAAGUUAUCCUGGAAAAUCAAUUUUUCCUCCUGAUUUCUCUUUUUUUUUUUUUAUCACUUUUCUUUGUUUUGAACCUGAAAGUAUACAAUGUUAAUUUCCAAUAUUUAGUCCUGACCAAGAGCGGUGAACCGUGUCCUGCUUCAAGACGUUAUUGGACGAGGGGCGUUCGGAGCCGUGUGAGCUCACCAAAUGGACAACCGGGAAAUCGGACAGUGGACGCUAAAUAUUUCACGAGUAAGCCUCCUUCUAUUCGUUGUAUUGAUACAUAUGUUGAUCUCAGGGGCGGUUAUGAAAAUAUUUUAUUUGGGGAGAGGCGGAGGGGGAAGGGGGUGGUCCCCUCUUCUUCACUCAAGGUUACGUGCGGAAAAAAAAAGAAGAGGAGCCGGGGGGGACAAAGAAAUAAGAUAACAACCAGUAUGGUAGUAAAAGUGAUCCUGACAUUGCAGUGAUCCUGCAAGUAAUUUAAAAGGCCAUCUUGGAUUUAGAUGAGCCUGAACGUUGUAUAUCAUCCAUCCUAGUGUCCACUUUGUAGCACGUUAAAGAUCUUUUCCCUAACUUAAUUUUGGAGGGUCUAUCUAGAACGCUGACAGCGUAAAGAAAGAUUUUGUUUGUCUUUGAAAAUGGCGACCAACUUUUUUUGAAUUGGCUACCACUUUGAAGAAUUUAGGAGCCAAGUGGCUAUCAGAAAAAAAAAUUAAUUUCAUGCCCUGUAUUGGUAGGAUUUAAACCUCAACUGGGUCCAAUUCGGCCUUUAUACUCACGGUCAACUCAGCCAUGGCAAUCUGCUUGCUGUGAAAAUUAUCAUCCAAACGGAAAUAGGAAGAUGCAAGGUUUUUAACUAUAACAGAUUCCUUCUCAAGUUGAACUUGCAUGGAACAAAUAUAUUAAUCAGAAUGUGUCUCCAUCAAUGUAUAUUUUUGUUGUAGCCACUGCUGGAGAGGAAGGAAGGAAAUGUUUGAUGAGAGAAAUUGAGCUGGGGAAACUUAUCGGUGAAAACGUUCCGCCAAACAUUGUAAAGUUCAUGGGCUGCGUUACGAGACAAAGUAAGUAAUAUGCGUACAGUAUCUUUUCUAGGUAUAAUUAAUAACAUAUUAUGUUAUUAACGAUACUACGAAUGCUGAAUGAACAUAAGUUCCGUAACUCGGAUGUUCACGGAAGGAAUUGUUUCUUUUUCUUCGAGAGCAUGUAUCCAUCGACAGUUCACAAAGAUCUCGGUCGGAUAGCCGGAAAUCUCAUUAACGGGGCUAUCCGGCUUUUCCCUUUAACCUAUGGCAAAUUUUUGAAAAUAAAUUCCUGUAGGGGUAGAUCCCGAAAAAUGAGUCCUUCGUGUAGGCCAAACUGCUUUAUGAAAAAAAUCAUCGGAAAGGUUUUUUUUGAUAUGCAGUAAGGAGCCUUGACAUGGGGUUUAUUCUCUUUUUCCUUUGUUUUGCGUCUCUUAAUUUCACCCUAUACUCAUCAUGGAGUACAUGCCAUGUGGUGACGUACUUUGUUACCUGAUAAAAUGCCAAGGAGCGAGGGAUCGGUAUUAUCUUGGUGAGGGAAGAGCGCAGGAUUUGACCAACUACAAUCUUGUGCUGUUUGCCAAACAAUUUGCCGCCGGCAUAGUGUUCCUUGGAACGCGAGGUGUAAGUGGAAUACUUGUCACAUGUCAACUCUAACUCAGAAAAAUCUUUCAGAGAUAUAAACUAUUCAUUUUUCAAUAGCUCGGAUUUUGGCCAACAUUUUUGACCACUUUUGAAUAAGAUGAACCUCUAAGACUUUUUUUUAGCCAUGAUACUUUUUGUUGACAUUAGCAGGUCACUGCAGUUGUCAACAAUUAAGGCCAAAGUACACGAAAGUAAGGUUCAUAAUAAUUCGGUUGCCGAGCCUCAUAAAAGCCCAGCUAUGUUUAUCUGGGAUGGUAUAAAAGUAGGCCGAAAAAGAAACCCUCACAGCUGUGAAAGGUCGAGUAUGCGCUGAUGGUUCAUUGGAACUCCCUAGAAAUCAGUAAAAGGAAACAAAGGUAAAGAGAAAACUAUCUUGUCUUUGUCUUUUGAAACUUAAAAAUAAUAAAUGAAUACAAAAUUACAACAAUUGAUUAAGUAAAGGUGAUGAGAAAGAAAUACACUUAGCCAACUUGAAACGACAAUUCUUACAUUGUUACGAUUACUGCAAAACUGCGCUUGACGAAAAAACACUGUCCGAAGACGAAAUGGAGAGUAAAGGAACUGCUUUAAAUGCUUGAAUGCGAACCAGGAGCAAACCGCAUUCAGCUGAAAUACGGUGUGGACAAUUAUGACAUCACAAUGUAUUUGAAAAACAUCAGAGCGGGUGAAGUAGCGCAGACAUGUUCGACGUCCCAGAACAAACCUGAACCAUUGGCUAUACUAUUUUCAAUAAAAGGACAAACCUGAACCAUUGCCCAUACUAUUUUCAAUUAAAAGGACAAACCUGAACCAUUGCCUAUACUAUUUUCAAUUAAAAGGACAAACCUGAACCAUUGCCUAUACUAUUUUCAAUAAAGGUUCCUGUAGGAGGACAAUAUUGGUAUUCUUCGCAUAGUCCAUUAAAAAGUAGCUAAGAGUAGACCAUCAUUGUAAAAUUUCAGAUAUAAUAUGAUGAAAAGAUGUUGGAAUCGUAACCCUGACUUCCGUCCUCCUUUUGAAAACCUGCCACAAAGAAUGGACAAAUACAUUCGUGAAGAGGUUGGUUUCUAGAAUUAACAACUUCCCAAUAUUUUGUGCAUUUUAGAGACUCGAAAACUUUUCAAACUUCUUACCUUGCCCCCAUGUGUUGAAGCAAUACUUGCUAGCAUUGAUUUUAUUUCCAUUCUCUCUAUAAAAGCUUAAGCUAGGACCAUUCAUACUUUUGGCAAGAGACGUUUUCCAGCCUGUCAGGCAAUUUACGAGCAUUUUAACUUGUUCGGUCCAUCUGGUAUUUAUGUCGGUUGUGAUCGUCCCCAGGACAUAGAUCUGCUCAGUUCUAACCACCUACUCACAACUUCCCUAACUUCAGAGAGAAAACAAGAAACGCGCUAAGUAUGUCCGCGACUUUUAACUACAGAGAUUUUCAGUACGCUAGGGAGGUGAUCGCACUUACUAUAUUUUAGCACUCUGCAGCUAACGUAUAGCCCUCAUUUGUUGCCUUCUUCCUAAGACAUGAGGAACUUCUUAACAUGAACGCUUAUGACAAGGCAAAAUACUCUAGGGUUGAAGAUCUCGGAAAUGAAGAUGCAGGACCAAGUGAGAAAGUUGCAAAGAAGGCCUCAGCGAAGAGAUUGGGAAAAUGGGCCCAGUGA
This is a messenger RNA of Pocillopora meandrina, 5107 nucleotides long. Lineage: Eukaryota; Metazoa; Cnidaria; Anthozoa; Scleractinia; Pocilloporidae. The record is from the annotation of a GenBank genome assembly.